Molecule: messenger RNA, 1585 nt
Organism: Ziziphus jujuba (common jujube)
Lineage: Eukaryota; Viridiplantae; Streptophyta; Magnoliopsida; Rosales; Rhamnaceae
Product: glutamine synthetase nodule isozyme
Exons: 12
Coding region: 236-1306 (356 amino acids)
Cellular component (GO): cytoplasm
Molecular function (GO): glutamine synthetase activity
Source: RefSeq, a predicted model, not a curated record
AUCCUGUGUCCUCAGUUUCUAUCUUCACGUCUCUGCGCACAGUUAAGGACUCUUUGGUUUGGGUUUGGCAGAUAGACAAAUAGAUACAUACAUAUAUCAUAUAUAUAUAUAUAUCUAAUCAUUAUUGUAUUUCCAACAUCAAGAAACAAAGAAGAAAAAGAAAAGCCUCUCCCUUUUGUUUGGUGUGGUUCCUUUCUUUCUCUGUUUAUUUUCUUCCACUUUCUGUGGAAAAAAAAUGUCUCUGCUUUCUGAUCUGAUCAACCUCAACCUCUCAGAUACCACUGAUAAGAUUAUUGCAGAGUACAUAUGGAUCGGUGGAUCUGGAAUGGACCUCAGAAGCAAAGCCAGGACUCUUGCUGGACCAGUUAGUGAUCCCUCAAAGCUUCCCAAGUGGAACUAUGAUGGUUCUAGCACUGGCCAAGCUCCUGGAGAAGACAGUGAAGUCAUCCUAUACCCUCAGGCAAUUUUCAGGGACCCAUUUAGGAGGGGAAACAAUAUUCUUGUCAUAUGUGAUGCUUAUACACCAGCUGGAGAGCCAAUUCCAACCAAUAAGAGGCAUAAUGCUGCCAAAAUCUUCAGCCAUCCUGAUGUUGUAGCUGAAGAGCCAUGGUAUGGCAUAGAGCAAGAGUAUACCUUGUUGCAGAAAGAUGUGAAAUGGCCUAUUGGAUGGCCCAAGGGUGGAUAUCCAGGACCACAGGGACCAUACUACUGUGGCAUUGGUGCUGAUAAGGCUUUUGGUCGUGACAUUGUUGAUUCUCACUACAAAGCCUGUCUUUAUGCUGGUGUCAACAUCAGUGGCAUCAAUGGAGAAGUUAUGCCCGGACAGUGGGAAUUCCAAGUUGGACCUGCUGUUGGUAUCUCUGCUGGAGAUGAGUUAUGGGUUGCUCGCUACAUUUUGGAGAGGAUUACAGAGAUAGCUGGAGUGGUUCUUUCAUUUGAUCCUAAACCCAUUCAGGGUGACUGGAAUGGGGCUGGUGCUCACACAAACUACAGCACCAAGACCAUGAGAAAAGAUGGAGGGUACGAAGUCAUCAAAAAGGCAAUAGAGAAGCUUGGAUUGAGGCACAAGGAGCACAUUGCUGCUUACGGUGAAGGCAACGAGCGACGUCUCACGGGACGACAUGAAACUGCAGACAUCAACACCUUCUUAUGGGGAGUAGCAAACCGUGGAGCUUCUAUUAGAGUUGGAAGAGACACAGAGAAAGCAGGCAAAGGAUAUUUUGAAGACAGGAGGCCUGCUUCUAACAUGGAUCCUUAUGUCGUCACCUCCAUGAUUGCAGAGACCACCAUUCUCUGGAAACCAUAGAAGCUAUUCAUCUAUUACCCCAUUAGAACCGGGACAACAAAAUUCUAUCUAUUUGAAACUAGCAUUCAAAAAUUUAUCUCAUUGUUAUGUUUAAUCAGGGGAAACUUGAAGAACUAUAUUGUUUUCUCUUUCUCUUGAGUCUGCAAGUCCUGUUUUUAGCUGUAAUAACUUGAUUCUUGCCCUUAUGGUCAUUGAAACAGGCAAUUGUCCUUUUUAAAGGCCUUAUUUUUGCCUGUUUGGAUAAUAUAAUUAUUGAUAAAAUGGGCGGAUUGUUGUUAA